Molecule: messenger RNA, 1209 nt
Organism: Triticum turgidum subsp. durum (durum wheat)
Lineage: Eukaryota; Viridiplantae; Streptophyta; Magnoliopsida; Poales; Poaceae
Source: the annotation of a GenBank genome assembly
AUGGCCCCGACGCUGAUGGAGCUCCCGGGCAGCCUCCUCACCGAAAUCCUCCUCCGGCUGCCCGACCCGGAGGACCUCGCCCGCGCCUCGGCCGCCUGCCCCGCCUUCCGCCGCCUCGCCACCGACGGCUCCUUCCUGCGCCGCUUCCGCCGCCUCCACGCCCCACGGUUUCUCGCCUUCAUCGACCUCGACGGGUUCCAGCCCGCGCUCCCGCCCCACCCCUCCGCGCCCGCCGCCCGCGCGCUUGCCAGCGCCGCUGACUUCUCCUUCUCCUUCCUCCCCUCCCACUGUCGCUGGAUCCCGAUGGACGUCCGCGACGGCUGCGUCCUCCUCGGCCGGGACCACGGGAAGGACGCGCGGCCUCCGAUCUGCAGGGAGCUCGCGGUGUGCGACCCCCUGCACCGGCGGUACGUCCUGCUCCCCCCGGUGCCCGACGCCCUCGUCGCCUCGGUGGAGCGCCCGCCCCCCGUGCUACGCAGGCCCUCGGACGAGCCUCUCCUCCUUCCCCUCAGCGAGAACGAUGCGGCGGCGGAAGGGACGGCAUUCACGGUGAUCUCUAUGGUGCAUUGCGAGACUAAGCUGGUCCCCUUUGUAUUCUGUUCGAGCACCGGGCAGUGGCGAGCCGCGGCACCCAUGCUUUGGUCGGCCAUGCCAGUGUCGCCCAUGGAUCCUGCUUAUCUCAGGCGGCACCACGCCUAUGGCUGCUUCUACUGGGACUCCACCAAUAUCAAGAGGAAAGAGUUGCUUGUGCUUAACAUCCAGAGGAUGGAGUUCUCCAUCGCCGAGCUCCCAUCCUCUGGUUGGGGCACUCUAGGCGUGGCCAUUGUGGAGGCAGGGGAAGGCAGGCUUGGGCUGUUUGGCAUCCGUGAUGGAACCGCAGGUGGCAGCAAACAUGACCUCUGCUACAGCGUUAGGCAGAACAAAGGCAAGAAUUCCGGCCAGUGGCGGAUGGUGAAGACGUUCUCACUAGGUCCUGAGGGCCUGCAUUAUCUCAAAGCUGCAACAGAGAGGUAUGUGCUCCUGAUAUGUUCUGAAGCCCCACGGUUCGUUGGCUUGUCUAUGGUGAUGCCAGACUUGUUGGAGUAUUUCUCGGUGGACGUCAAGAAGUUGCAGCUUGAGAGGGUCUGUGUGAAGCCUUUCGGGAAGUCCUUGUCCAGGACGCGCAUAUAUGCCCACUUCCCGCCAUCGCUGUCUUCGCCGACAAUAUGA